Molecule: messenger RNA, 1995 nt
Organism: Dibothriocephalus latus
Lineage: Eukaryota; Metazoa; Platyhelminthes; Cestoda; Diphyllobothriidea; Diphyllobothriidae
Source: the annotation of a GenBank genome assembly
AUGGACCCGCAUCAGCAACGCGAAACUCCUGUGAAGAGAACAGAUGAAGUAGCGCGCGUCAAGGUUUCCCCGCCCACAGAUUCUUCCAUUUUGUGCAAACAUUUCCGGGAGUUUGACCCGGACGGCUUAUCUUUGUCACCCAGACUGCUUGGAUCACCACCUCGCUGUAUCGGAAUUCGUCCUGAAACGUCGACGGACAUGAUCACCUCACAGCCGGAUUAUCGCAUAUUCAUUUUAGGCACCGAAGAGUGCUGACCCGAUGAUCAUGAACUCAAGCGCAGUCCACCUGAAACAUUAAGCUUGCUGGAAAAGAGCAAGGAUCAAAGGAUGCAAACUUUGCGGGUUCCAGACCGUUCAACAAGAUCACCCGUCGAUAGCUGGCGGUUCCUCAGUGCAGAUGGACAAUUGGCUUCUCAGCUGGAAUUCGCAAUAAGACAAAAGUGCCUGAUCCGACCGCCCGUCACGAGCGUUCUUUUGGGCAGACGGUUUCAUGUGAGACAGAGUUUAGGAGCCAGUCCGACAGAUAUCGGCACUCGCGAAAUGCGGGAUGAAAACAGGGUUCUAAAACAUACUAAAAAUAUGGACCUGUUCCAGCCAUGUUCAAAGUCACAGAGCACGGAGUCCUCAUCAGACACCGACUGGAACUCCAUGCGUUCUGAAGAGGAGUCAGGGCAUCGUAAGACGGGGGAGGGGAAGCAGGAGGAAUAUGGCCAACCUGAUUUACUGCCCGCCGACUCCGCUUGUGGAACCAGGUUCCGUCCUCCAACUGUUGAUACUGACGGUCGUCUCACAACCACACACACCUACCUCCCAACUUCUAGCAUCUCUCUGUCGCGCUUUCUGGGUGGGCACCUUGGCCAAGACAAAGCCAGUGAAUUCAGUUAUUUAUUUCAGUCGAGUGAGUCCACUUUUGAUAUCAAGGAGAUAUCCAACCCCAUACGCAUGCGGGCUAAUGAUCAGUGUUCAUCUGCUAUGGGUAGUCUAGAGAGUAAAACUAGUCAGAGUUCACAACUGACGGGCUCCAAUUCAUGUCAGGAUGAUGCUUUAUCACCGUGCCUACAUCCACAUUCCACACGAGUCGAAUCCAAGCCGCGAGGCAUAAGUCCUCAUUUGGUUGAUGAGGGGGUUGUCGAGAUUCCAGAACAUACCACUCUGUCUGCGUUGUGUCAUGAGAGAGUUCGUUGUGCAGACAGGGGUCCUAUCUACGCGGUUGCAGCAACAGUGUCAGGCGACGCAACACAUUCUGAUGCAGAGCGUGAAGGCGAGGCUUCUGCAACCUCUGGGGACAAAGCCGUAAAAGGCACACAAGUACCACCGUUAGCGUUCCUCCCAAAAAGCCCCGAAAGUCCCCAUCAACUGGCGGCACUUCAGCGUCAAAACACUGCUAGUCGAGUCGAUUGCCAAGACUUAGAAUUUGACACGGGCAAAAGGGUAGACGAAGCGGGGGAGGAGCUUAGCGGUGUGCUGACGCGAAUGAAGCUUUCAGGCAAAUGCCAGUGUAGGCUGAACUGUAGGGGCUCAUCUUGCUCCGGAAGUGAUCAAUUGUUGCGUUGCAAGAAUCAGCAGCCGGAAAAGUUCCAGGAAAGAGCGGCUGACCACCCUGAAAAGAUUCAGCAAAACGAGCCAACUCCUGAGAAUUUGUGUGAGGCUAACAACGCUAUCCAGGACAGAGGAGAGUUUGCAAGGAUAGAGGCCCACAAGCGGGAUUCUGCUGACGACGCAGGGACAGUCUCAGCCAGCGCAAAUCGACUGGGAGCCAAAGACGGCACUCAAGGCGUGACACUGAUGAAUUCCAAUCCGGAUAUUGAAGCCAAAAAAUCGGCUUAUAAGGUGGAGCAAGUUGUCACUUGCAGAUCAGCCAACGAGGACUGCAACUCAAUCUGUAACACUCUAUCAACAGAGCUUGCGUCAGAUGUGGUAGCUAAUGUUUCCCUAACUGCACAGCCUAACGCGGAGGCCUACCAGAUUAGCGGGACCUGGGGAAACGUGCCUGAG